AUGAGUGAUUCUGACGACAAACCCGAAAAGCCAGGUGUGCCUGCAUGGCAGCUGAAAAAGGAAGAAGAAAAGCCCAGUGAUUCAUUGGAAGAACCCCUUGAAGCACCAAAUAAGACAACAGUACUCGAGCAGGCGAGGAAGUUCUUGGAUGAAGAUGAAGUAAAAGAUGCAUCCACAGAUAAGAAGGUCGCUUUCUUGGAGAGCAAAGGUCUUGAUGAGAAUGAUAUACAAGAACUAUUAGGUGUGUCGCGGAAAGAUGAAGCAUCAAACACUUCAACCUUCGAGGUUAAAUCAACACCCGAACCAAAACAACAACCUCAACCUUCACCUCAACCUCAACCAAUCCCACGAUCUUCACCUCCAUCCACUCGAGCAGACUAUACACAAGCAUCUCGCGAUCAACCGCCUAUAAUAACUUAUCCCGAAUUCUUGGUUCAACCAUCCACCUCUUCCACUCCUCUAAUCACCAAACACCGCCUCCUCACCACCCUUUACCUUUUCGGCUCCCUCAGCUUCCUUCUUCACGGCACAAACACAUUUCUCAUCCGGCCCAUGCUCGACACUCUCACCGAAUCCCGGCUCUCCCUAUCCUCCGCCACCCUCAACAACCUCCAAAAGUUGAUUCACAAACUCGAGAAUUCCGUCUCCGAAAUCCCUCCUACCACCCACCACCACAAACCCUUACAGUCCGAAUACCUCGACUCAGAUUCUAGCUCCUCAACCGGUGAUCCGACCGAGCUUUUCCACCGCGACAUCGGCGUUCAAACAUCUCCCCCCUCAUCUCCUAUGCAAACACCCAGUUCGCUCUCCUCAAUAUCCCACGGGAAUACCGCGACAAAUACAACAUUGAUACAGACAUCGCGUCUCACAACUCUGCAGAGUACAUUGGCUUCAUUAUUAGAAGAUUCAUCGUACGAAUCGUCCACAACAGAAGAGCUCGAAACGAAAAUGAGUAUAUUGAAGGAAUAUCUACAAGGGCUGGUAUUUUCAACACCGACGUUUGGGUAUGGGUCGGGAGGUUAUGGGAAUUCAGGGGAUAGAAGUGGAAAUGGAAAUGAUAAGGGGGGAGAAGAUGAGAUUGCUAAGGUCAAGAGGGAGAUUAGGGGAGUGAAGGGGGUUCUACUUAGUGCGAGAAGUUUCCCGGGAGGUGCAAGGGCGAGAUAA
This is a messenger RNA of Sclerotinia borealis F-4128, 1164 nucleotides long. The record is from the annotation of a GenBank genome assembly. Lineage: Eukaryota; Fungi; Ascomycota; Leotiomycetes; Helotiales; Sclerotiniaceae.